Molecule: messenger RNA, 3032 nt
Organism: Lethenteron reissneri (Far Eastern brook lamprey)
Lineage: Eukaryota; Metazoa; Chordata; Hyperoartia; Petromyzontiformes; Petromyzontidae
Product: dual specificity tyrosine-phosphorylation-regulated kinase 4-like
Biological process (GO): peptidyl-serine phosphorylation; peptidyl-threonine phosphorylation
Molecular function (GO): ATP binding; protein serine/threonine kinase activity
Source: RefSeq, a predicted model, not a curated record
UGCUGCUCGGCUACGCGGUGGGCCACAGAAGGCAGCAUGGCAGAUUCAAUCAUUGCACCGGCUCCUCGGGAUAUUGAAACAGAGCGUGUUCAAGAGGCCACCUUCCCCUGCCAUUGGGAGCCGUCGGGAAGAAAUUGCCGAGCAACAGGCCGUUCGGUUCACCUGUGACGUCCGUGCCCGAGUUGAGCGCGUGCCCUCGAACGGUCAGAGGGGAAGUCCAGCCCUGCCUCACUCGGACGGGGUGAAGAAUGACCGUGACACCCGCUUCUCUUCAAAAGACAUUAUGAAGAUGUACGGACCCCGCAUUAACAAACGCGAGCGCAAGGAGCUGAGCGCUUGCAAGGAGAUCUGGUAUUACAGCGCGACGCCACGGAGGAUGGGACGUGGCAAAGUCACCUGUUAUGGAGCCGACGGCCACUACAUUCCGGUUUGGCACGAACACCUCCUCUACCGCUACGAGGUGCUGGACGUACUGGGCCAGGGCAGCUUCGGGAAGGUGCUCAAGUGCCUGGACCACAAGAGCAAGGAGUUCGUCGCCGUCAAGGUGCUCAAUCGAGCCCGGUUCAACGAGAGCGUUCAUCGGCGGGAGAUUGAGAUUCUCAAGAGGCUGCAGACGGCGAGAGAGAGCAGCAAAAUCAUCCGCAUGAUGGAGCACUUCUCUUUUCGCGGCCGCGAGUGCGUGGUCUUCGAGCUGUUGAACGGAAAUCUGCGGUCGCAGCUGAAGCUGACCCAUCGCCAGGGGUUUGUCCUGGAGACGGUGCGCCUCUUCGCCAUCUCGCUGCUCAAGAGCCUCCAGCAGCUCCGUGACGUGAACGUGAUCCACGGUGACCUCAAGCCGGGGAACAUCGGCAUCUGCAGUUAUGAGGCUGGCGAAGUGAAGCUCUUCGACUUUGGCUGCAGCUGUUUCGAUCAUGAAGAGCACUUCACUAAGAUCCAGACCCGACACUACCGAGCACCCGAAGUCAUACUGGAUCUGGGCUACAGCUUCCCUGCCGACAUGUGGUCCCUGGGCUGCACUCUGGCAGAGCUGCACUCAGGCCAGACGCUAUUCCCAGGACACACGAACGAAGACCAGCUGCAUUCUAUUAUGGAGGUGUUUGGACUCCCGCCCCAGAACAUGAUCGAAGAGUCCAGUGUCCAACUUGAAUUUUUCGAUGACAGCGGCCGUGCCCAGCUGCACCGCCGCCUCGUGAGGGCCCCGGGGAGCCGAGCCCUCCCGCUGGCGCUCGGAACGACGGACGAGCUCUUCAUCGACUUCAUUCGGAGCUGCCUGCAGUGGGAUCCGGAGUGGCGCCUCACGCCGCACGGUGCCAUGGAUCACGAAUGGGUACGGGCCCCGAGGAUGCCUCCUGCCCAAUCGGCCGCCCCUGACCUCGACGAUGAAGAGGGCCCAGGGCCACCGUCCGGCAACACAUGCGGUUCCGCUGCUCCACUCCGUGAUGCGAAGGACCCAGGCGCAGCACUACACGUACACCCGGAUGCAACCUUGGCGAGCAGUGAUAACCAGGGCAUUGCCUCGCCGUCACAUGAUAACUGGGCAGACCAAGUCAUAGAGGAGGCUCUUGUCUUUGCUCUCGGCCGUAAGAGGGACACUGCUGGAACACUUCUGAUUCAGGAGGACCUGACUACAGCUCGCUCUGCGCAGCAGUGCCCAGCCUUGGCUUCCUGCACUCGGCAGGAAGCUGAUGGCACAUCUCAAAGUCACGAGUGCCUGGUCACAUCGUCAGUUGCACAGCGGGACCCAAAUCCACCUUGUGGCCCGAAAGCCGAAGCUGCCGAGGCUUCAACAAACGGGGGCAACUUGACCAUGACCCCGGUUGACCCCAGCCCAGCUGCAGCAUCCGACUGCAACAGGAGUUUGGCUACAGAUUCCUGCAAUAAGCAGCAGCAGGCGGCUCGCACUCCGCGCGAAACGAUUCGAGCUGCUGAUCGAGAGGAUGCUGGCCAUGCGAAGGCCCUUCCGGCUGAGGAGGUCGUCCAGGCUGCGUCGCAUCGGCACAAUAAUCCAUCGCAGCGUUUUCUCUUCGCCAACAAGAGACUGCGUCCCUUCUUCAGGCGAUUGCUUCACUGCCAUUCCUGCUGCGGCGGCGGUGGAGAAGUUGGUUAUUGACACCGUUGAGAAGAUAAUGUGUGUUACUCAUAACGUGAACUUGUAACGCAAAUGCGCGGGAUGUUCUAUCACACUAUCAUAAUCUAUUAGAAAAAAGCUUUGCUGCCUGGCUGGCAGGCUGGAGGGAGGGACACAUCAAGCGGCGGUAUCUCUUCACUCUCCUUAACACUUUGACCACGGCGAAAAAGUGCCACGUUCUUUGGAGCGCGUCCCAAGUUCGACUUCUGUUGAUCGUCUGCGGAGCCAAGACCGUCGAUCCUGGCUGAGUGGCGCUUCUCUGUGGCCGCUCCCGUCAUAUGGAACUCUGUCUCCCACAAAGGAAGCAUUCACACUCCCUCUAGCGCAGGGGUCGAACACCAAAAUCACAAAACGAGCCAUUUAUUUUCAAAUUCGGUGAAAAAACCCCUCAAUGUUUCAAGAGCCGCAAUGCAUGUGCGUUUGAGACGGUCCUUAAUAAAUAACGUCACGAAGCAGUCCUUUAAGAGCCAAAUGCGGCUCCGAAGCUGCAAGUUGCCGACCCCUGCUCUCGCGUUAGGACCCAGCUGAAUGUGCAACCCUUGUUCAGGCCAGCGCACGAGGAACUGUGAGCCUGUGCGCAUCGCGCCUCCGAAUUCGCGCCAACACAACGACUUACUUGUCUGUUGGUCGAAAUGUGUGCGCAUUACAAAUUGUUUCAUGAUUUAAUAUUAUUAUUACAUUCACAACCUCGUGUACUCGGGGCUUAAUUUCAUCUGGGUCUCAGCUGUAAGUUACCCAAGUUAAACCAGGCCUUGUUUAGGAUUGUUGUGAUUUGGUCUAAAUGCUAAAGGGUCCAACAGUCAAACAUACACAGCUCAUCAAAGAUCUAAGGAGUGGUAGGAGAAACAUCCAAAUUCGCCCAGCGUGGCUGCCUUGUGUAUUAUGAUGGUGUUGUAAUAUAUUG